Molecule: messenger RNA, 1748 nt
Organism: Rattus norvegicus (Norway rat)
Lineage: Eukaryota; Metazoa; Chordata; Mammalia; Rodentia; Muridae
Product: paired immunoglobulin-like type 2 receptor beta
Cellular component (GO): plasma membrane; membrane
Source: RefSeq, a predicted model, not a curated record
GUGCCCAACUCAGACUUCCCCUGGAGAAUGUCUGAGCAUGUGUUUUUAUUUACCCUGAUUCUCUCUGGACUGCUGAGUGCCCCAGUGUCCGUAGUCAGGGCAACCUCGACUUCCUGACGGCCCUGCUGGUCUCACUUCCUGAACAGAAUCUGGCUAUGGCUCGGAUCCUCCUUCUUUUGCUGUCGGCAGCAUGUCUGCACACUGGGAACUCAGCAGGAUAUCAAAAAAAGUAUGACUAUGCUGUUGACCAACCAGCUGUCCUCUCUGGAGUCCAGGGUGGCUCCAUCGAGAUCCCCUUCUCUUUCUACUUCCCCUGGGAGUUGGCCAAUGAUCGGCCGAUGAGCAUAGCCUGGAGAUGGAAGCACUUCCAUGGGGAAUUCAUCUACAACUCGACCCAGCCUUUCAUUCAUGAGCAUUUUAAGGGCCGGCUCAUCAUGAAUUGGACACAGGGUCAGACAUCUGGAGUCCUCAGAAUCCUGAACUUGAAGGAGAAUGACCAGGCCACAUACUUCAGCCGAGUUUUUCUGCAAACAACAGAAGGCAUGAAGUUGUGGCAGUCAAUCCCUGGCACUCAACUCAUCAUUCAUGCUUUCAGUACUACCCUGGGGAGCCCCUCCAUCAUCCCCUCUGCAGUUCCCACAACUGGCCUGGAGGACACAAGGGGCCAGAGGAAUCCUUCACUGCUGAACUUGGGAGCCAUGGUUGGGAUGGUUGUGUCCAAAGUUGUGGUCAUCAUCCCCCUCUAUGGAUGGGUGAUCUUCCUGUGGUCGAAGCAAAGGCCAGCAGAGGAAAGACUAAACCCUAGUAAGGCUCCCCAGUGCUAGAAUCUCUCACCAAGGAGGCAAGUUUACAUCAAAGUAGUUGUUGGUGAUUACACACCCUGCAUCCCACAGCCUUCCAUGUCUUCUCGCUGGGAGUCAGAGAUCAUGGCUGCAGGAUUCUCUUGUGAAAAUCAUUCUUGGAUAACCUCCAGUUUUGCCAUGGGGGCUCGGAUACCUUCUCCUGGAACCAAGGUCCUCCUGUGUGUCUCUGGGCCUGAGAGCCUGACUGUGCUGUUGUCUCCAUGCUCAUGGAGUUAUUGACACUGUUAAUAAAUAUCUUACUCCCAUCAAUCCAUCUCAGUUUCUCUCCUGAGCACCCAUCCCUUCCCCUUCCUGACACUUCUUAGAUAGUGUAUACUGUGUCUAGGGUGUAGGUCACUGGAAUAGACGUAAGGGCCAUUGUCUUCAUUGAAACCCACAGCCUGAGAAUCAGAGUUCUCCUCUUCCUUACUCUCUGGAUGCUGACAUCUCAUUUAGAGCCCAACCCCCACCCCACAUGCUUCACAUCAAAUGUCAGAGCGUGGCUUGCUUGAGUCCCAUGUUUAGCUUUCUUUACUCACAAGUCCAACUGUAUGCACUCACUUUCUCAUUUCCUGCCAUGCUGACAUUCUGCCCUUUGGGUUCUCUCCUAAAAUGGGAAAUUUGAUUCAAGUCCAGUCUGCCGUAAGAUUUGAGAGUCAGCAGGUCACCUUAUAAUAAAAAUUUGUGGGUACAGAGGAAACCAUCCAGAGUGACCCAGAAUGAAUGAAACCAUACUUCUCAUGGGAGAAGAAUUUUAUGGUCAUGCUCCAUAGAGAUCUACCAACGAUAGUGAGCCAUAAAUGAAGAGGUAUGGAUACAGCUCCAGUUCUCCAAUCACAAGCAUCAAAUGAAUAUCAUUCAUGGGCCUUUUCUUGGUCAUUUGGAAGCUGUUCCCAAUGCCAUGAG